This is a messenger RNA of Rattus norvegicus (Norway rat), 1332 nucleotides long. It is a transcript of the gene Gtf3a, whose product is annotated as general transcription factor III A. Gene Ontology annotation, molecular function: nucleic acid binding. Lineage: Eukaryota; Metazoa; Chordata; Mammalia; Rodentia; Muridae. The transcript has 9 exons. Gene Ontology annotation, biological process: transcription by RNA polymerase III. Gene Ontology annotation, cellular component: nucleus. The record is from RefSeq and is marked reviewed.
GCGCAAUCCUGGCGCAUGGGGUUUAAUGGGCGGGACCUGGCGCCUUUGCGGGCCGCGUUCCCGGAAGUGUCGGGUCUCUGGGCGCCGGUAGCUUGUGUCCCGCGUUCCGGGGACAGCACGUGGCUGCCCCGCCUCGGCCCGGGCGCAGUUGCGUCGCCCUGGAGCCGCGGGUCUCGGUCGCGGAAGCGGUGUCGUCCCUGACCAUCGCGGACGCGUUCGUUCGGGCCUGUGUGGGCCCCGCCCCGCCGCGCCCCGCGCUCCCCAGCAGGUUCAUCUGCUCCUUUCCUGACUGCAGCGCUAGUUACAACAAAGCCUGGAAGCUAGACGCGCACCUCUGCAAGCACACGGGGGAGAGGCCGUUCGUUUGUGACUAUGAGGGCUGUGGCAAAGCCUUCAUCAGGGACUACCAUCUGAGUCGACACAUCCUGAUUCACACCGGAGAAAAGCCAUUUGUUUGUGCAGAUAAUGGCUGUAAUCAGAAAUUCAGCACAAAGUCAAACUUGAAGAAACACAUUGAACGCAAACAUGAAAAUCCACAAAAACAGUAUGUGUGCAAUUUUGAAGGUUGCAAGAAGGCCUUUAAGAAGCACCAGCAGCUGAGAACCCAUCAGUGCCAGCACACAAAUGAGCCACUCUUCAGGUGUACCCACGAGGGAUGUGGGAAGCACUUUGCCUCCCCCAGCAGGCUGAAACGGCAUGGGAAGGUUCACGAGGGCUACCUAUGUCAAAAGGGAUGUUCCUUUGUGGGAAAAACGUGGACAGAGCUUCUGAAGCACACGAGAGAAGCCCAUAAAGAGGAGGUGACCUGCACAGUGUGCCAGAAGAUGUUCAAGCGCAAAGAUCACCUUAAGCAGCACAUGAAGACUCACGCUCCGGAGAGGGAUGUGUACCGCUGCCCGCGGGAAGGCUGUGCAAGGACCUACACCACCGUGUUCAACCUGCAGAGCCACAUUCUCUCCUUCCACGAGGAAAAGCGCCCAUUUGUGUGUGAGCACGCUGGCUGUGGCAAGACGUUUGCAAUGAAACAAAGUCUCAUGAGGCACAGUGUCGUGCACGAUCCUGACAAGAAGAGGAUGAAGCUCAAAGUUAGACCACCUCGGGAGAGACGCAGCUUGGCCUCGCGCCUCAGCGGGUACGUCCCUCCUAAGGGGAAACAAGAGCCCGACUGCUCCUUGCCUAACAGCACAGAGUCCAGCAGCAGCCCAGAGGCCACGAUGCUCGCCCCAGCUGCGUUACUUACUGUCCACUAGUUGGGAGGGACUUCAGAGCGGCUAGCAGAGGCUUCUGGAGAAGCCCGGACUUCUCAUUAAAUCACUGACACAGGACGUCCGA